Molecule: messenger RNA, 762 nt
Organism: Australozyma saopauloensis
Lineage: Eukaryota; Fungi; Ascomycota; Pichiomycetes; Serinales; Metschnikowiaceae
Exons: 1
Coding region: 1-762 (253 amino acids)
Source: RefSeq, a predicted model, not a curated record
AUGAUCGGUACAAUACCAAUAUUCUUAUACUUGUUGAAUUUCCUCCUUCUCUCUUUUGCACUCCCAUUCGGACAGAAGCCUAUUCUCCGACUCACAGCCAAUUCUCACGACAAAAGCAUCGUCAGCUCGAUUUUAUUCGAAGCAUACUCAGAGGCAUAUCUGCUUAAUGCUCACGCAAAGGCAAACUACAUCACAAACUUUCACAGUUUGGCCUUGCAGUACACCGCAGAUGACUAUUGUGUGGACAAAACUUCCAUCCGGUAUUACGUCAAAUCCUUUGCUGUCGACACAAAAUCAUACCCUGCUUCGCAAUGCGCUUUGAACUUGAAUUCUCGAUUCUCUUCUAUUCUACUGCCAGAGGAAGAUUUUCAUGAAAAUGUUCAUGGGACCACAGAUUUGCUCACUUAUGAACUCGAGAUGAGGGCCGAGCUGUACAUCCUGGAGUUACCAAGUUUUAGUUUUGAAUUCAAUGACUUUGACGAUUUGAAUUAUGAUCUCGAAUGCUUCUCAGAAUAUUAUGAGUUGAUGCAAGUCAUGUAUCAGGAGAAGGUAUUGACGGUAAAUCUCCAGCUCCAAGUCACAGUGCCAGACCAGUGUACCUUCAAGAAACUCAACCCUGAAUUUGACACAAAUUUUGACCAGUUAUUUCAAACUGUACAACUACCAAUGUCUGGAGAAUUCUUUUGCAAGUCGGGCACAUCAGUGUCUUGCAAGAUGUCGAUGGCAAACACCAGGAAUGUUAGGUACAAAUUGUUUGAGUAA